Messenger RNA from Ictalurus punctatus (channel catfish), 5140 nucleotides. It is a transcript of the gene fam219b, whose product is annotated as family with sequence similarity 219 member B. NCBI's taxonomy places the organism in Eukaryota, Metazoa, Chordata, Actinopteri, Siluriformes, Ictaluridae. The record is from RefSeq and is a predicted model, not a curated record. Bases 393 to 926 code for a protein of 177 amino acids. The transcript has 7 exons.
AGGUACGAAUCGGCUCUCAUGAUUCACCUAAAAGAGCCGAUUCAAAGAUUUGACUCGUUUGUAAACUCAGCGUCCUGUGGUUGUAAACAUGAAUUUCGUGACUGGGACAUGAACCAUGACGUGACUGUUGGGUUUCUGCUUUCGGUUCCAACAUGAACGACAUCAUGGAGGAACAGGAGAAGGAGCAGGAUAGUCUGGUAGCCGGGUCUCCGUCAAUGAGGGGUCGCGGUGGAUUUGGAGGAAUACCGAGCGUGACGCAGGAAUAAACGCUAGAUCGGACAUCAGUCGGUUUCACACCUUCGCGCACACACGAUUACCGGUUCACCUUCAGACAUGUUUUUUUUCGGGAGGUAGGAGGAAAACCGGAGAACCCAGGCAGACCCGAGGAGAACAUGACGACCAGCUGUGCAAAGCAAGAACAUCUGGAAUGUUCCUCACUCUUUCCAUAUGACGCAGGCAGUAGCAGGAGCGUCCGAACGAAGCCGGCUUUGGAUGGAGGAAACCGAGCGGUUGAGAAGAGAGGACCUUAUAUAAUGGCCAAAUCGAUAAACAUGAAACUGCAGAGACCCAGAGAGAUGGCCAGGAGAGUGUUUAAGAAGAAAGGCUUUUCCUCUGGCGGAGCGGUCAUGCAGCAGCCCAGGCAUGCAGCGAAGAAUGUGAAGUUCAAUAAAGGAUACGCAGCACUCAGUCAGAACGCAGAAGAUCCACUAGUGUCUCUGGAUUCGGACAGUGACGUAGAGCUGGAGUAUUCAUCCGGAUAUUCCUCGGCAGAGAUCCAUCCAGAUCUGAGCCGACAGUUGCUGAAAGACGGAUACCGACUGGACGAGAUCCCAGACGACGAGGACCUGGACCUCAUUCCUCCCAAAGCCAUGGGUUCCUCCAUCUGCUGCUGCUCCUCUGAUGGCCCGUCCUGCUGCCUGCAGUGAACUCUACCGCAGCGCUUUUCCUCUCGACAGCACCCGCGCCGCAGGAAGCGAAACCCCCGCCUUUGAAAAGGAAACCGUCGGCGAGGCAAGCGCACGUCCGUGUCGCGGCGCCACCCGACGUUCUCCCGCACCGUGUUCCUGCGGCGAUGUCACUAAUCUCAUCCGCAUCCUGUUUUCUCGACAGACGCCCAGAGACGUCCUUAACUUUGCUGCUUUUUUUUUUUUUAAUUGUUGUUGUAAUGCAGUUUUACAGAAAGGUCACAGCGUGCGAGCGUAGGAAUAGUAUCGAAGCGCAUGUCCGUCUCUCCAUGAUCUCUGUGUACCGCAUCUCUAGCGUAACCAAAUUUCAGUCCUUGUCCGUGUUACCGUACAGAGACAAGACAACCAAGACAACAUUUUACACGAUACGUGCACUUUCCUAGAACACUUUUUAAAAAAAAAAAUUUAUUUAUAAAUGUCGAAAAACUCCAAAUCUGUGUAAUUGAUCGUUUCUGAGACGGGACUGGCGUUUCAGAACUGCCGAAAACGAACGUAGCCCAAAGUAAACACAGAAGUGCCUGGGUUUUGAUUUGUUUAUAAAUCCAACAACUCCCUUUUUAGAUUCCUGUGAUAUGCUUUUCAGCACCAGGAAAUAUCCAGAUGUUACAGAGUUAAGGUAAAAAAAACAAAAAACAAAACUAACCUAUUAGACUAACCUAUCCACCUGAAGUCCAAACCGUCCUCAUGCCAAACUUCAACUGUGGUUAAUUUCAUUCCGGUUUAAUUCCCGUCUAGUUCGGUCCUUAAACCCGUCAGCGCUCUUGCCUCGACUCGAUUUUCAUUUUCGUGUGAAAUAUAAUCUAAGGCUUUGACCCAGCUAACAUUAUUAACUAUAAUGAAAGAAUAGUUGAGGAUGUUUAUUAGGGAUGCACUGAAAUUUUCAGCCAAAAAUAGUCAAAAAAGGAGAACCAGCUGGUGGAUCCGGGUCCGAUCCUCCUCCUCCCCCUCCUCCUCCUAUAAUCCUAUCUCUAAUCCCUGACCCAGACAAUGCUGUUCAACUCAAAACAGCACAUUUAACACAUUAUCCAGCCUGAAAACACUGACUUAUCUCCACGCCCUGGACUAAUAAUUACUUGACGUCCUUAAUCUAAACAAGCCCCUAAUUAGUUCGGUUUGGGAACAGAAGCCCAGGAUGGAGAUCCAGAAUGUCACCAAACAUUUCGGCACAAAAACAUAACACGAGCUUCGUCCUGGAGGACGUAGCGCUAAAAAACAGGCCGACCCAGUAAUCCCUAACGUACCCGCCCGGAGGUAUCUUACGUUUGUUGCGAUUACUGAUGGUUGUUUUGUCUCGUGUGAAGCUGGGGAACAACUUUCCCACUUCCAGCAUGUUCAUCACACACUUGAAGCUUUACAUUAGUAUAGCGACAACUUGACCGACGCUUUAAAGUGCUGCACCGCUCUGACUAACCAGAGAGCCGCCUGGAGAGGGCAGUGUUUACCUGUUUGUUUUCUCUUUAGGUUUUAAUUGCAUUACAUGUUACUGAUAUGUGAGGGGGAAAAAAACAUAAACCAGCUAUCUUUAUAUAUAUAUAUAUAUAUAUAUAUAUAUAUAUAUAUAUAUAUAUAUAUAUAUAUUAUAUAUUUAAACCAUUAGUAUUGUAUUCCGUUUGUUUUGUUGUUUUUUUUGUUUUGUUUUGUUUUUUAACUCUGUUUUAUUCAUUGUGUUUUAAUAGUGGAGAGGUUUGUUUCACCGCUCAUCAUGGAAUUUAAAGGUGAGGUUUGUGCUUUUGGGAUUUUGUUUACAUUUUUCAGACCCAGAAAUUAGCUCCGCCCCCAGUUCAUGAGACAAGUCACGAGGAAUACGUGGAAUUUUUAUUAUUAUUAUUUUAUUAUUUUUUUAAAUAAACAAGGGUUGGUCUUUGUUAAAGAGAGGACAAGAUUCUGAGAUUCACCUCACAGGCAGCAGAGGGCACUACAAAUUGCAAACAGCUCCUUUAAAUCCGUUUGAACCAGUGAUCUGUUGAAUCAGACCUGUUCUUGGACUUCAAUCUACAGAAUUUAUUUCUAGCCUGAGUUUCACACAGCUGAUCUGGAGUCUGUGUGUGUGUGUGUGUGAGUGUGAGUGUGAGUAAUGUUUUCUGAAACAGAUUGACGAUGACCGGUGCUUGUCCGUCCCCGAGUGUUGUAAAGUAGAUGAUUCUGAACAGGAGGCAGAAGCCUGUGAUAUCGAUCCCACUAACGUCACGUACUAACGCCACCGUGUUUCACUCCACUUCAGAUGCUUGGACCCGUGUGUCGCGUCAGGCUCAUGUUUGGGAGGUUUGUGAAGCGCACAGUAAUUAAACGCCACAGUCUGUCUGUCAUCUGCACGUGCAAAUGGUUUAACAACAAAAAAAAGAAAGGCGUUUUUCCGUCAGCCGGCUCACGAAUGAAAAUAAAUAAACAAAUAAGUAAGUAAAUAAUAGCCAGGACGCACAAUCUGCUUGCACUCACGGGUGGACCAACCUGAAUCGGAGGGACGGGCUGGGGGACGUCGGGAUAUCACUCAUCACAUGCUAACGCCACCAUGUUUCAUGCCACUUCAGGUGCUUGGACCCCCUGCGUCGCGUCAGAUUUUCCCUCCGAUAAAAAUCCAGCUUCAGUGAGCUGCACGUUUCAGAAAGUAUUUCAGACUAUAGGAAAAUAAACCAGGACAAGGAGCAGGCUUGUCUCUUAAUUGACCUGUAAGUGACACUCGUUUUUGUUUUCCUUUCACUUUAUACUGGAAAAUAAAAGUAAAAGGAAGAUUUCCUAACGUCCCCUGAGAGGAUAUAAGGGAUUUGUGUUGUGUAGUGUUUUAUGUUUAAUAAAGGAAAUGUAUUAAAUAAAUGUUUGUGUGAGGAAAAUAAGAAAGGCACGUGCUUGAGUAGCUAGCUAUGAUGUUAUUUACCGUGUGUGUGUGUGUGUGUGUGUGGAUAUAACCGUUGCAGUCGGAGCACCGGGUGCACUUUUCCUCUCCUUCACUAUGCAACUAAUCGGACAAUCUUUUAUUCUUCACCCUCGGAGUAGCAAUUAUUCAUCGUUACUCAGUCUCACACGCAAUAACUUCGCUUUGUUUUUGAUGUCAUUGUGGAAAAACACUCAUUUUUUAAAUUUUGAUCUACACGUAAAAAAAACACAACUAUAUAAAGACUUUUGCAACGAUAGUAGAGCGCACCUGUAUAACAUCUGGCUUUUUAUUGUAACUAAAUCGGUAAUCAGUAUUUGAGAUUAAAAUAUGUUUUGAGGUUAUGAGUGAGAGAGUACUUUUCAUUGUGCAACCACUUUCAAGUUCUGUGUUCUGGAAUAAACAUGUCCUUAAAGAAUAAAAAACUUUGGGGGCCGCUGUUGUAGGAAAAUAAUCGACACCCGUGUGUUGCGAUGAAGCCCGGUGACUCGUACCACCCCGAAGCCGAUCGUUUUCAACCGACGGCACACACGGAAGCGCUUGAUUCCUCUUAUACAACCGGAAUACGUCCAUGAUUACAGAUAUGUAUUUAUUAUAUAUGUCCUGCACAGUUUAACUCCUAACCACAAUUAAAUCUGAAACGGCUAGUCAGGGUCUUGCUAAGCAUACCAGAAACUUCCAGGCAGGUGUGGAGACAAGUUGAAGACUUCAACUUCCGGACCGGGUUUGGACAGCCCUGGUAUAGAUGGUUCAGUUAGAAACGCAGGCAUCAAUCAUAUGGUUUAUUUCUUUAUAAUUGCUACAGAUAUCGUCUUGCCGAUGACUUUAUACUGCUUUCUUUGGACACACUUAGUCUAGAAGAUCCAGUAAAGGCCCUCAGAUGAUCAGCAACAUGUAUUCAUCAUCACAAGACCAGUCCAGUCGCUUGGAUCCAUUACCUCUAUCGCUGUGUUAUUACAUUGCACCACUAGGUGGCGGAAGUGAGUUAGAAAUGGUUCCAGGUAUUCAAAGUAUGAUCACUUUUUUAGGCUUAAUCUUCAGUUUUAAGUCUAGUCUCAUUGUUUUUUUUGUUUGUUUUUUUUAAUCUUUCCAGCCUUCUCUCUCCCCCUUCCCUAUUUUAAUCUUUUUAGUUUUAUUUUAGUUUUUAAUUGGAUAUUUAUUCAUCAUAUAAUGUUAUAUUAAAUCUUUUCUUGUAUUAAAUGGUAUAUCGAUUGCCAUUUAUCCUUUAGCUGUUUUGUAUAAUUGUCACUUUGAACUGCUCGUUGUAUGAAAGGUGCUAUAUAAAUAAACACGGUGAUGACGAUGA